Molecule: messenger RNA, 279 nt
Organism: Miscanthus lutarioriparius
Lineage: Eukaryota; Viridiplantae; Streptophyta; Magnoliopsida; Poales; Poaceae
Source: the annotation of a GenBank genome assembly
AUGGCGAACCCAGCGCAGGCAGCAAGGCAGGUCCCAUCGUGGCCCCACAAAAAGAAGCUAAGAAACGGCACCUCCCGCCUCCGGGCUCACAGUUCUCCGGUCGCUCUCCCUCAGCCACGUCCGGGACCACCGCGCCUUCGCGCCCAACGCCGUCGUGCUCCGGACUGCGUCGGCGAGGUCGGCAGAGCUCGACCGGGAGGUCGCCGGCCUGCAGAAGCGGCUGACCAGGAUGACGCAUCUCACACCGCUGCUGUUCGCCACUGGGGACGCCGCUGCUGA